Daldinia decipiens is the source of this 1731-nucleotide messenger RNA. RefSeq lists its product as uncharacterized. The transcript has 3 exons. The record is from RefSeq and is a predicted model, not a curated record. Bases 224 to 1423 code for a protein of 399 amino acids. Lineage: Eukaryota; Fungi; Ascomycota; Sordariomycetes; Xylariales; Hypoxylaceae.
UUUAGACAAUAAGACUAACCAAAUGCGACACCUCGCUAUCAUUGCGGACAAUUCGAUAGUGCCCCUUUGUGCAUAUAGAAUAUUCAAAGUAGCUCUAAAUCUCGAGUCCCUCCAUCUUUGCAACAUGCUCCUUUUGUUAGUAUUUACGAACUUCUCACGACCCUACAUUGGCCUUUAAGUUCGCCUUGUAGCAUUAUAGAGAUCUCGAGGGAACAUUAUCAAGAUGGAACGGCCGCCUCCACUUAGUAAGACAACACAUGUAGUCGACUAUGGCCCGCGGCCUAGUUCACGAUUUUUGCUAGCAGACGGUUCACGCUGGAAAGCAUCUGCAGGAGCAGGGAAAAUAGGCCCACCACAACCUGCGAAUCGCUAUAACCUGCUCUUGUACCUGAAGGGUAUAAGCGAAGAUCAGGACGUUGGGCCUCUUGUUCGAAAUGCCUUCACAAGUAGGCAAAACCUUGGGAAGGACUACGUGGUAUCAAACGCUGGGAUAUCAGAAACCAGGCUACAAGGAAAUGAUAACGCGGCAGCUCUUAUAGCUGAAUGGGACGCUGUUAUUGAGCUGGCGAGGGUGGUCUGGGACAACCCAAACAAUCUUGAAGACUGGAUAACGCAUAUGUUCUACGAGCACUUUCGAGGGCGAAUUCUGAGAGACGACGAGACUAAAGCACACACGCUGGCCCGUGUCUUGGGAUGGGCUGAUAGGUGGGCUGAAGUUCGUUACCGAUACUUGAAUCAUUAUCUGCGUGACGACCCAGACCACUGGAUGAGAGCAGACCAGAGGGCUUUUAGAGAGGCCGGAGAUCACGCCAACGAGAUAGUUCACACUUCCUCGUUGCAGGACGACUGUCUACUAGCUGAGUCAAAGUGGUUUAUACCUGUUCACAGAGCAUUAUUUUUCGAUGUUUACCGGCUAGGUGUUAGGGAGGGUCGGCGAUUGGUUUAUCUUGCGAACUGGACCAAUCUCCCAGGGGCCAUUAGAGAGGUAUUCAGGUGGUCGAUAGACUUUAUUAACCGUUAUAUUCAUUGGCGGGAGGCGUUGAUGCGGGCGGGGACCAGAGAUCACUUGAACGAAAUGCGCCGCAGUACUCAGUUAUCCAUCCAAGCAAGGCAAAACCAAAGAGUUCAAUUCGCAAACUCUAUGAAAUCAAACUUAAGGGGGCCAGACGAGGCAUAUCACAGAUUUUUGGGCGUGUUACGCGUCUUGAUGAUGGAGGGAAGGGAGCAAAUGAAAUUCCAACAAAGUUCGUGGCGGGAGUUUUUGACAUUAAUCGAUAUGGUGACACAGCAACUUCGGACCUGUCGCCUGAACCGGCCAAACAAUAACAGACAUUGGGAUUUACGACAGAAUUGGCCCAAGCAUUCAAGCCAAGAUACUUUCCUGUUAAAACCCAGAGCUCCACACAACAGGUUUCUAUUCUAAUACAGACGGAGAGGUUAUGAUAUCGUUAGUUGCCAGUUUGUUAUAUUAUACGUUUAGUUGGACUUGACAAGGGAUAUUGAACUUCUUUGGAUACCUAGUUCCAAAUUUAGAAACUUGAGUAUUGCAUGUCCAUGUGUCUUGGGCAAAGCGUCACAUAAGAUAGAAUAAUAACUGGGCAGAAUUAGCGUUAUGUGUUGAAUAAUUGUGCAUGAACAUUGCCGUCGAUCAAAUUAGCCACGCUAGGCGACGAAAAUUAUGGAGGGUUUUGAGAUUUAAAGAGUUAGUUGAAAAGCACCUAUGAAGAUGUA